GUGACAGAGUGUCAGAAAAGUGUAGAAAGUAAUUGGACGUCGAUGAAUUUUCUGUUCAAAAAAUAUGUAUGAAAUAGACUCACAAUUUCAUACACAUUCUCAACAAGGUUUAUCCACUUGUAUCGUAAUGUCUAAACUCUAAUCACGAAAACAUAACGUCAUCAGUAAUAAGCCGCAGUUCGUCUACCUACCACAUUGGGAGAGAACUGCUCAUUUUAGUUGGAAUAGGUAGCUGACAAUCGGUAUAAAAUGCGUCCCACAAUCAGUCGGUAGGUGAAAGGUUAUCAUUAAGGCUUGUAGCAUUUCGGAGCAGUCGAAAUAGUCCGCGUAGUGUGGUUUCGAAUCUUCGCGUACGCAGUUAGUUAGCUCCAACAUGCUGUCACAGACCCAAUUGGUGCGCUUCCUGGCCCGAUUUUGCCGGCAGCAGCAGCACCUGGCCAAGGCCAACCUAUCGUCCGGAGGUGGAUUGGAAAAGUCCAAGACAAUUAACUACGACAAGAUUGGAAUCGUUGGAGUGCCGUUCGAGAAGGGCCAACGGAAAAAAGGUGUUGGCUUGGGACCGAAGGCAAUCCGGGAAGCUGGCCUCAUCGACAGUCUGCAGGAAGUUUCACACAAGCUGGACAUCCGUGAUUAUGGUGACAUCCACUACGAGGCGUUGGAUCUGAGAGGCAGAACAGCGGUGAACAUGAAGAAACUCGAACACGUGGCGAGCUGCACGCAAGUUCUUUCGGAUCGAGUGGCCCAGGUGCUGAGAGAGGAUCGACUCUGUUUGACACUGGGAGGCGACCAUGCGAUUGCGAUUGGCUCGAUUGACGGACACUUGAAGCACUGCAGCGAUGUGGGUGUGAUCUGGGUGGAUGCGCAUGCCGAUUUGAACACAAAUUCGACGUCGCCAUCGGGAAAUAUCCACGGAAUGCCGAUGGCGCUGCUGGCGAAGGAGUUGGCGGACUACUGGCCGUACAUUCCGGGGAUGGAUUGGCAGAAGCCAAUCAUUUCGGUGAAAAAUUUAGUUUACAUCGGACUCCGCUCGGUGGAUUCGUACGAGCGGGUGAUUAUCGAGAAGUUCGGGAUACACGCGUUCGGAAUGCGUGAGGUUGAGCAGUAUGGAAUCCGUGAAGUGAUGAAGAUGGCCCUGCAGCGAAUCGAUCCGGAGGGGAAGAAAAGUUUGCACGUGAGUUACGAUAUCGAUUCGCUGGAUGUGUUGGAGGCUCCCAGCACCGGUACCGGUGUGCGAGGGGGGCUUACCUUGCGAGAAGGUAUUUAUAUUAUGGAAGAAGCCUAUAACACUGGCCGACUGGCUGCGGUGGAUCUGGUGGAAGUGAAUCCCGCUAUUGGGACGCCCGAAGAUGUUAAGAAAACUGUGGAUGCUGCUAUUCACCUGCUGGCUGCCGCCUGUGGUAAUGAUCGACGAGGGAACAUUUCAGAUUCAUUAGAUUUAAUCGGAGCUGAUAGUUUUAUAAAAUAAAGUAUGUUCGAUGCAACAGAAAA
Toxorhynchites rutilus septentrionalis is the source of this 1488-nucleotide messenger RNA. It is a transcript of the gene arg, whose product is annotated as arginase, hepatic. Lineage: Eukaryota; Metazoa; Arthropoda; Insecta; Diptera; Culicidae. Gene Ontology annotation, cellular component: cytoplasm; nucleus; cytosol. Bases 374 to 1465 code for a protein of 363 amino acids. Gene Ontology annotation, molecular function: manganese ion binding; arginase activity. The transcript has 2 exons. The record is from RefSeq and is a predicted model, not a curated record.